Molecule: messenger RNA, 618 nt
Organism: Rhizophagus irregularis DAOM 181602=DAOM 197198
Lineage: Eukaryota; Fungi; Glomeromycota; Glomeromycetes; Glomerales; Glomeraceae
Source: RefSeq, a predicted model, not a curated record
AUGAUUCACCAGUUUUCCUGUCCAAAAAAAAUUGAUAUUAAAGUAGAUAACGACAAUAAUCCCUGGAUGAAAGAAAUCAUGAAGGCUUUCAAGAAGGAAGAGGCCAGGAUGGAGAAAGAAAGACAGAACGAAACAUUACCAGAGAUAAGCUGGAAUUUAUCAGUGGAAAAAAUUGAUACAUUCUUUGAACGUCAAGAUAUACGCGAAUACAAAUUUGACAUCGAUUCAAGAGGAAACGUAUUUAUAGUUGAAUUGAAAAAAGUGGAACACGCAUUUGUUAUUGCACGAUUUAAAAAUUAUUUUGACGUUCCCAAUAGAGAUGUUGCCAAUAAUCCUCCGAUAGAUGUUGCGGGUGCUUUAAAUAAGAUUUUCCUUUGGUGGAAUUUCAGUACUCACAAUUAUCACACUGGUGCUCCUACUACUUGCACAGGACCAGGUUUACUUAAUUAUCAAGUUAAUAUCCCAACCCAGGAUGUAUUCUGGGACUCUUUUGUGAUCAGGGGAGCCUCCUCCACAGUUGGGUAUGCCAUCACAGUCCCCGGUGAAGUCACUGCCCCUAACUUCAUUAUAGAUUUGUAUCAAAUUCAGCAAUUGGUCUUGCUAAACCAAGAAAACUAG